Messenger RNA from Triticum turgidum subsp. durum (durum wheat), 489 nucleotides. The record is from the annotation of a GenBank genome assembly. NCBI's taxonomy places the organism in Eukaryota, Viridiplantae, Streptophyta, Magnoliopsida, Poales, Poaceae.
AUGGACUACUACCGCGAGACCUACGGCGGGUACGGGAUGGCGACGCCCGGGUACGCGGCGCCGGUGCCGUACGGCAUGUCGCAGGUGAACAUCGACGGCAACUGCGGCGGGCGGCCGAUGCCGCCGCAGCCCACGGUGAAGAUCUACUGCCGCGCCAACCCCAACUACGCCAUGUCCGUGCGCAACGGCAAGGUGGUGCUGGCGCCGGCCAACCCCAAGGACGACUACCAGCACUGGAUCAAGGACAUGAGGUGGAGCACCAGCAUCAAGGACGAGGAGGGCUACCCCGCCUUCGCCAUGGUGAACAAGGCCACCGGGCAGGCCAUCAAGCACUCCCUCGGCCAGUCACACCCUGUGCGUCUGGUGCCGUACAACCCAGACUACCUGGACGAGUCGGUGCUGUGGACGGAGAGCAGGGACGUGGGCAACGGGUUCAGGUGCGUGCGCAUGGUGAACAACCAGCGCUGGAAGCUCCAGCCGUACUACUGA